Glarea lozoyensis ATCC 20868 is the source of this 1197-nucleotide messenger RNA. RefSeq lists its product as uncharacterized. Bases 1 to 1197 code for a protein of 398 amino acids. The record is from RefSeq and is a predicted model, not a curated record. The transcript is spliced from 10 exons. Lineage: Eukaryota; Fungi; Ascomycota; Leotiomycetes; Helotiales; Helotiaceae.
AUGAGAUCGGUCGUAGCUUUGGGAGUUGCCCUCCUCGGCAUUGGAGCUCUAGCUGUGCCAGUUGAUCAGGAUAUUUCUUUGGAUGCACGACAAGUACUUGAUCCCGGUGGACCCAGCGGACCUGGGUCACCAAUGAACUGUCUGUUUGAAUAUGAUCCUGGAACUAUCAAUCCUCCACCAGAAAACGAACCCAUCAAUGCCGAUCCAGUUGGCUUCUGUUCGCAGUACAUUCGAUCUACAAGAACCGUCAUAAGAACAUCAUACUACACAAACACCGCGACAGUCAAUGUACCCACCACCGUCGCCUCAACGAGAGUAGUAACAUCGUAUUACACAACCGUUAUCACUGUGACCGUUCCAGCGACGAGCUCUGUUACCCGGACUACGUAUACCACCAAACCGUGGACUUCUACCGUCACAACGACUACAACCACAACUAGACCUUCCACCACCUCGACGUCGACCAAGCCAACCACAAGCUCUACUACUUCCACAACCACAUCCAAGCCUAUCACGUCACCACCAACUACCACGUCGAAGACUUCAACAUCAACCACAUCAACUACAAGCUCUAGCGUUGUUGUCGGACCAACCCCUACCGAUGGAAGCGUCUGUCCAACACCAGUAGCAGGCCAAAUCUGCGGAGCAAAAGGAUGGGGCUACGCAACCAACAAUAUCUACUCUGCACAGCCCAUGGAACCGGUUAUCUGCCAUCAACUCUGUCUCAAGAACAAAGACUGCAAGAGUUUCCAGGUCGUCAGCAACGCAACCGACGUUCAACUAUGUAACUUAUACUCCACGGAUUCAAACUCAACAAACAUCAUACCCGGCGACGCAUCGCCAUUCUUAUUCUUUGAUAGGGAUUGCCCUGAUUACGUCCCUGCGGCAUGCAAAUCCAGCCCCGAACCCGCGCCCGAACCAAGAAAGCGUGACGAAAACGACGACAUCCCACCACCCUUCUACUUCUCGGGCAUCCCCUCCGAAACACUCUCUGAUAUCUGUUCUUGCAUCGUCACGAACCCUGUACCCGGCACGACGGUCACGAAGACGACGAGUAAGGGGACGACUACUACUGUAGCUAUUCCGAAACCUACGACCGUGGUUACGACGGUUGUGUCGAGUGUGGGUGCUACGUCUACGACUGAGGUGACGAAGAUUACAACGGUUUAUGCGACGCAGACUGUGACGGUGGGUUGA